Molecule: messenger RNA, 3722 nt
Organism: Colossoma macropomum (tambaqui)
Lineage: Eukaryota; Metazoa; Chordata; Actinopteri; Characiformes; Serrasalmidae
Product: PDZ domain-containing RING finger protein 4-like
Exons: 8
Coding region: 345-2654 (769 amino acids)
Molecular function (GO): protein binding
Source: RefSeq, a predicted model, not a curated record
CUGUGUAUUUGACCGGUGUGUGAGAGAGAGAGAGAGCGCAUGUGAGUGUGUCAGGGAGUAGAGGGGGAGAGAAGUGGGACCCUGACAUUGCUCCGGCUGGCGCUGCUGCUACUACUACUACUACUGCUGCGAAUGCGCCACACACACCAGCACAUGCGCUGCUGACUGGAGCUGUGUGUUCACACACACGCUCGUGUGUGUGUAAGUGUGUGAGCAGGAGGAGGAUGCAGGGGUGUAAAGGAGAAGUGCUAAGGACAGACUGAUGAGAGACUGGAUGCUGACCCCCCGAGCGCUUCUGGGGAGAGAGAAAGAGAAAGUGGUCUGGCGUAUCCGUGACGACGAGGAUGGGCUGCAAUCUGUGCUCCCUGCAGAAGAGAGAGGAACAUUACAAACUGCUUUACGAGAUAUCGCAGGUGAAUGGGAAGGACUUAUCGAGGGCCAGUCAUGAGGAAGCAGUUGAGGCCUUCCGCAGUGCCAAAGAUCCCAUCGUGGUCCAGGUGCUCCGGCGGAACCCUCUCCCGCGAGGUCAAGGGUCAUCUCAGGAUGUUCAGCUGGUGGAUGUGUGUACACAGACAGACAUCACCUUCGAGCACAUCAUGGCUCUUGCCAAACUCCGCCCGAGCAGCCCACCCGUGCCAGACAUCUGCCCCUUCCUGCUCUCGGACAGCUGCCAUUCUCUGCACACCAUGGGUCAAGAGUAUUAUGAAGGGAGCGAGUACCUCUCCACCAUGCCGGCUGAUGCUGAGAGGACGGAUGAGUUGGAAUAUGAGGAGGUGGAGCUGUGUCGUUUGAACAGUCAGGAGAAGCUUGGCCUCACUCUGUGCUACAGGACAGAUGAUGAGGAUGACAUUGCAAUCUAUGUGUCAGAGAUUGGACCAAACAGCAUCGCAGCGCGAGAUGGCCGUAUCCGGGAAGGGGACCGUAUUUUGCAGAUAAAUGGUCAGGAUGUGCAGGACAGAGAGGAGGCAGUGGCAGUGCUCUCUAGUGAAGACUGCAGAAACAUUGUACUGCUCGUAGCCAGACCAGAGAUGCAGUUGGAUGAUGCAGCCUGGCUGGAUGAUGAGCACAGUGAAUUUUUGGAGGAACUCAAAAUGGAGAUGCUUGAAGAACAGAGGAGAGAGGAGGAGGAGAUAGAGAGAGCAGCCAGAGAAGAGGAAGAGCAGGCCAGGAAGACAGAGCCAGAGGAUAUCAUGGCUGGUAGUGCUUCCUGCUCCUUCAGUCAAGAGAGGACACGUGCUGCUGGAGCCCAGCGCCACUGUUCUGACACCUCCGACCACAACGUUCUGGCCCAGAUCCAGAAGAGGCUGUCCCAGUGUUUGCGGCAGCGGCGGGAGGCAGUGGGCCAGAGAAGUGAGUCCCCGGGGCUGGCUAGAUGUUCUGGGGAGGGACUGGUGGGGGAGGAAUCCGAAGGUGACCGCUACCAGCAACUUUUGGAGCUGAAAUGCCAGAUCCGUAACAGUGGCGAGUACGAUUUGUUCUACAGCCGCAGCAGCACCAUCGAGUGUAGUCUGACGGAGCAAAGUGGCGGGGUGGAGCGGGAGCUGCGCCUCCUCAAUGAGGAGCUGCGUAGCAUCGAGCUGGAGUGCCAGAGCAUCAUGCAGGCACACCAGCUACGGAAGAAAGACCAGCGGCAGCCGGUGCCAGCCAAAGAGCAGCUGCAGUGGAGUCCUCGUCGUGGACGUGGACAGCAGCAGGGAGGCAAGCUGGCUAAUAUCAAUGAGCAUCCAGAGAAGUCAGACAAGGACAGUUCAAGUGCUUACAAUACAGCAGAGAGCUCCCGCAGUACACCACUGGCUAUGGACCGCUCUCCAGAGCAUUCGCUACAGAGGAUGGUCAGCCUCACCAAUCAGAAGAACCUGAAGAGCAGUCUGAGCAGUCUGAUUGCGGGACGGGGCUCACCCCCGUGUCCUGCUGUGAGGAGGGCUCCUAGUGGAAGUCCCGAUCAUAGUAAUCCCUCAGAGUCAGAGCAGACCCCCCCAGCAGAGGACGAAAGCUCCCCAAAGAAAGACAAGGCACUAGGCUCAAGGAUCCCCUACCUCUCCCACCGUCACCAGCAAGCGGAUGUUCCAGCCCAUGCCAGGCAUUACCAGAGCUACAUGCAGUUGGUCCAGCAGCGUUCAGCAGUGGAGUACGGCCAGAGCCAGCUCAGCCUGCUGGCAGCGGGUGGCCCGCAGGCCUCCCGGCCUUCAGAGCCCAAGAUGGAGUGGAAGGUGAAGGUGCGGAGUGACGGGACGCGCUAUAUCACCAAGCGGCCAGUACGGGAUAGGCUGCUGAGAGAGCGGGCACUCAAAAUCAAGGAGGAGCGCAGCGGUGGGAUGACAACAGACGACGAUGCCAUGAGUGAGAUGAAGAUGGGCCGAUACUGGAGCAAGGAAGAGCGCAAGCAGCAGCUGCUGAGGGCCAAAGAGCAGCGGCGACGACGGGAACUCAUGCAGCGCUGCCGGUUGGACAGCCUGAAGGAGAGCCCGCAGAGCAGCGGGGAGGGCCGCAAAGAGGUCAGUAUCAUUGAGCUCAGCCACCGCAAGAUGAUGAAGAAGCGCAACAAAAAGAUUCUGGACAACUGGAUGACCAUCCAGGAGCUGAUGACACAUGGAGCGAAAGCGCCAGAAGGGGCCAAAGUUCACAACGCCUUCCUUUCUGUUACAACUGUAUAGAGAGCCACUCAACUCAGACUCAAACUCUACCCCAUGUGGUAUGAUCUACUUUUGCCUCGUUCAAUGUGGCGAUUUUUAUGAAAGGGAAAAGAAGAGUAUUUUUCUCACUUUGUUAUUAAUAAACAUUUUGUAAGCAGUUUAUCAACAGAUUCAUCACAUUUUUAAUGGGAAUAAUUUUUUGUCCACAGUUUUUGAAGACAGUUUUUCAUGUCACCCUCAGUGAGAAACUCUUCAGUGCAACAAUUCCAAAGCGCUAAUUUAUGUUGAAAGCUGCUUAUAUUUUUUUCUUUUCUUUCCCUGUAAGUUCUGUUCUUCACUGCAUCCUUGCCUCAGUUACGCAUCCUGUUCAUGUUCGAGUUUCUGUUAAUCUGAAUGUAAAUCACCAUGUAAUUAUUUGCUUUUAAUUUUAAUCUCGUUACUGGUUUCAUUUUUCACUUGGUUGGUUCUUGAAAGGAAAUUCAGUUUCAUAACUCAUGCCAUGACUGUGGAAAACUUUGCCGCCUCAAUCUUAGACACUGUAAGAUUUUUGUGUGAUUUUUUCCAAGGAGGGGAAAAAAAAAAAAGUCUGACCAAUCUAGUUACAACACAAUCACCAGCAACAGGCCUGGGGCAGCAAUCAGGCCUAUGGCAAACAGCUUAUGGACAAAUAUUUUUCUCUGUGCAUUUCAGUGAUGAAGCUGCACCAUUAGGCAUUUGGUUGAUUUUCUGUGGGGGCAGUGUUCCUCAUUUUCGGUCCAGGUGAACCCUUGAACUGCAGUGUUUCCCUUGCUCUAAGGCUGCUGAUUGAAUUUAUCAAGGGCCUGAUUAUUUGCUGAUCAGUUGAAUCAGAUGUAUUAGAGCAGAGGAAGCACUGUUCUAACCCAAGGGCUGAGAAUGAGAGGCACAAGGUAAAGUUUAUAAGGUUAGGAAGGGGGUCAAAAUUAUGGUUUGGGAAAUGUUGUCACUGGAGGACAACAUUGAAAAUGCCAAAAUAUGUCUCAGUAUGUCUACAUGUCUACAAUUACUAUAUAAACACUAUUAGUGUGUUACAGUGUGCCUUCAUUGGGCCAGUCAGUGCUAUAACUCCAU